AUGGCCGCGGCCGAGCAGCCCGAGAACGAGAAGCCGCAGCAGGAGGAAUGGAUCCACGUCAAGUCAAAGUCGCGCUUCCGGCGGAACGCCCCCAAGCCCCCGGCCAAGGUCCCCGGGUCGGCCUUGAGGCCCGAUGAACCCCGCACCCUCAAGUCCGUCGCCGACAUCACGGCCGAGUACGAGACUUUCAAAACCCGCUGGCGCGACACCGCUUGUCAUACGAGGCUCAAGGAGCUCGUAAAGACGAAUGCCGAGAAGCAUCAGACGGUCCGCAAGGCGGUGUGUCUCGGCGUCGGCACGUUCGACCCGGAGGAUGGCGGAUGGGACGCGAAGAGGCGGAGUUACAUCCAGCUCGAUGGGUUCCUGACCAUCGUGGAGGUCCUGUCUCACCGAAUGCUAGCCGAGUUGUAUAAAGAGUCAAUUCCGUGUUCGUUUCAGGAACCCCGCUUCACCCCCAAUGACACCGAGUUCCUCACAAACCUGGGCCACCAGGUCGUCGAGUCGCCCGCCGCGUUCGAGGCCGUCGACGAAGACACGCUGGUGUUUGCUGUACACAUGUAUCGCCCCAUAUACGAAUCGACGUUGGAGAAGGCGUCGCCUGCUAUGUUUGUCGGCACAGGCUGGGAUGUGUGGGAUGACACCUGUCUCUAUUGGCGACCGAAGCUUGAGUCUGCGGCCCCUAAGGAGGAUCAGUCUGCCAAAGAGUCUUCGACGCGGGCUUCUGAAAAGGCCGAGGAAAAGCCUCCAGUAGAAGCAUCUGAGGAAGCAUCGGAGUACAAGUCCGAACCAAAGUUGGAACAAACCCCCAGCUGA
Molecule: messenger RNA, 813 nt
Organism: Colletotrichum spaethianum
Lineage: Eukaryota; Fungi; Ascomycota; Sordariomycetes; Glomerellales; Glomerellaceae
Exons: 3
Coding region: 1-813 (270 amino acids)
Source: RefSeq, a predicted model, not a curated record